Messenger RNA from Penicillium angulare, 1590 nucleotides. Its product is annotated as NADPH-adrenodoxin reductase. The transcript is spliced from 3 exons. Gene Ontology annotation, cellular component: mitochondrion. Gene Ontology annotation, biological process: ubiquinone biosynthetic process. Bases 1 to 1590 code for a protein of 529 amino acids. The record is from RefSeq and is a predicted model, not a curated record. NCBI's taxonomy places the organism in Eukaryota, Fungi, Ascomycota, Eurotiomycetes, Eurotiales, Aspergillaceae.
AUGCUCGAUCGCGCGUUUGUCUGUGCUGGCUGCACAGCACGUCUGACUCGCCCAUCUUUGCGGGUCUCCUCAAUCCCCGCCCGGUCUUUUUUGAGGCGAUUGAACAGUCAUGUGGCUCCGGGGAAUCGGCCCAUUCGAGUUGCCAUUGUCGGCUCCGGACCUGCCGGGUUUUACGCGGCAGCUCGCCUUCUGAGCAAGCAGGAAGAUGUCAAAGUUGACAUGUUCGAGAAAUUGCCGGUGCCAUUUGGAUUGGCUAGAUAUGGUGUAGCCCCGGACCAUCCCGAGGUCAAGAAUUGUGAAGACAAAUUUACCGAAGUUGCAACGUCCCCACGCUUCAGCUUCGUUGGUAAUAUCGACCUCGGCAAAGACCUACCAUUCUCCGCCCUCAAGCCCCACUACGACGCUAUUCUUUUCGCAUACGGUGCAUCCAAGGACAAGGAGCUGGGUAUUCCGGGGGAGCAAGCUUUGCGCAGUGUAUACUCAGCUCGGUCUUUUGUUGGUUGGUACAAUGGUCUCCCCGAACACAGAGAUCUGAACCCAGACCUAGCCGGCGAGGACGCGGUGAUUGUCGGACAAGGAAAUGUGGCACUCGACGUCGCCAGAAUUCUAUUGUCCGAUGUAGACGCUCUUCGGAAGACGGAUAUAGCCGCUCAUGCUCUGGAAGCAUUAGCACAAAGUCGGGUCAAGCGGGUACGGGUGGUCGGUCGCCGAGGCCCGUUGCAGGCCGCUUUCACCAUCAAGGAAGUCCGGGAGCUUCUCCAAUUGCCGUCCGUCUCAUUCGAACCAAUCCGGAAAGAUCUUAUGCCUCCAGACUCAUUUAUCAACGGGCUACCGCGGGCGCAGAAGCGGUUGAUGCAGCUUCUCGCGAAGGGAUCUGCCAAUGACCCGCAAAUUGCGACCAAGUCAUGGUCUCUAGAUUUCCUCCUCUCUCCUGAGUGCCUCAAUUGGUCCCCGACCCACCCGUACCACCUUUCACAUACUAAAUUCUCUCGCAACGAACUCGACCCGUCCGAUCCCUACAGCCCCAGCUCGAAAGUUACACCGAAGACCCUUGGGAAUGGGAAACGUGCAGAAGUGAAUAUCACAAGCAGUGUUUUCUUCCGAAGCGUCGGCUACAAGUCUCUUCCCCUGCCAGGGCUUGAAGAUUUGGGAAUUGAAUUUGAUUCUCGGCGCGGUGUGAUCCCCAAUGAUGGAUUCGGUCGAGUGAAUGGCCCCGCGGAUGGGGGAGAAACCCAAAAAUUACCCGAUGGCUCCUUGAUCUCCCAUCUUCCCGGUCUAUACUGUGCCGGAUGGGUUAAGCGAGGUCCGACGGGUGUCAUUGCUUCCACUAUGACCGACGCCUUCACGACAGCGGAUACUAUUAUCCAGGACUUGGCAAGUCACAAUGGCUCUCUUUUACAUGCACCUGGCCACGGCACUUCCCUUGGCUGGGAUGGGGUCAAGGAGACUGCAAAACAACGUGGUCUCCGGGCAACUUCAUGGGAAGACUGGCAACACAUCGACGCCAUCGAGCGUAAGAAUGGUGAGCAGAAGGGCAGGCCCCGAGAAAAGUUCACUCGUGUUGAAGAAAUGUUGGAGGCUCUUGAUUGA